CACACACGUCACACACACGCGUAGAACAAUUCGUGUGCGCGUCGCUGCUGGUGGAACCGAAUCUCACCAGCUCUACACAACGACGACGACGACGACGGCGGCGGCGGUAAAUAUACACACGGCACAGAUACCGCGACGUUAAUAUUAUUACGGUCGUCGGUUGUCUCGCGCGUACGCGUUUUCACGGCACACGGUGGUUCGGGCGUAACGCGUUUCACGUACACGAGACACACACGGUUCGCGGUCGUCGACGCACACUCCUAAACACGACGACAAGAGCAUCGACAGCGACAGCACCAUCAAUCACAGAAUCGUCGCAAAAUGGCGUUGAAACGUAUCAAUAAGGAACUUCAAGACUUAGGCAGAGACCCACCAGCACAAUGCUCCGCUGGACCCGUUGGAGAUGAUUUAUUUCAUUGGCAAGCAACAAUUAUGGGACCACCGGAUAGCCCAUACCAAGGUGGCGUGUUUUUCUUAACUAUCCAUUUUCCUACGGAUUAUCCAUUCAAACCUCCAAAGGUUGCAUUCACUACUAGAAUUUAUCAUCCGAACAUUAACAGUAAUGGUAGCAUUUGUCUUGAUAUUCUACGGUCUCAAUGGUCACCAGCAUUGACCAUAUCAAAAGUUUUGUUGUCAAUUUGCUCGUUGUUAUGUGAUCCAAAUCCAGAUGAUCCGCUUGUUCCUGAGAUUGCUAGGAUAUAUAAAACAGACAGAGAAAAGUACAACGAAUUAGCCAGGGAAUGGACCCGCAAGUAUGCAAUGUGAUGGUUGUUUCAAAAUAUGUUGCCUGUCCGCCCGUCAUCAGAUAAACAUUCUUUUUUUUUCGCCCUGUACAACUUCAAAAAGAUCAAUAAAUACACUUUCAAUCUCCAACUCAUCUGGUAAAAUAAAAAUUAUGGCCACCUUAUGGAAAAAUACUUUUUAGUAUGAUUUGGAAAACAUUUUAUUUAUAAUGCCUAAACAUAUACUUUUUUUUUUUACUUAUCACUUUGUCAAAAAGUUAAAUAUUGAAUGUGUAAGUGUCUCAUAAUAUAGAGAACAAAUUUAAAAUAACAUGGUGUUUAUUUAGUAGUUAACUUUAAUAAUAAUGCAUAUUAUUUUUUUUUGGGAUAAAAGUGUAAUAUAUUCAUGUGCUGGUGGCGAUUGAUAACUGCCUUUUUACCUACCCUUAAAUAAUUAUAAUAUAUAUAGUUUUUCAUUAUUAUUUAUUUUAUUAUAUUUUUAACUCAUUUUUUAAUAGUUAAUAAUCUACUUAUUUCAAAUUUAAUAUUUUUUGUUUGUAUGCAAAUUAAAAUACCUUGGUUAAUUGACCAAUAUUAUAUUAAUCACCAUCAUAAAAUUGCAUACUAAACUCUGAGAUAAAAUGAUAAUUUCUUUUUUUUAUUUAGUAAGAACGGUUUCAUUUCACUUGCAACAUUCAGUUAUUAGUGCUCAUAGAUUAUAAUUUGUAUAAUGUUAUUUUAAUAGCCUAAAAUGUUAAACAUUCUUAAUUUACCACAGAUAUUCUAAACUGUUACCAUUGCUGUGAUAAUUAUAGAUGGUACAUCUAGUUGCAAACAAUGGGUCUGUUAUUCAAAUUUCAAACUUAAAUCAGUUUAAUAUAAAACUGAUUUGCAACAAUUUUUCGACAAUACAUUUAGCCAAAACAAUAUUGAAUAUUUUAAUACUUUUAACAUGCUAAACAACAAAUAAAAUUAUGUUUUAUUAAAUAAACAAUAAGUCUUAAAUGGUUUAAAAAUUGAUUUAAUUCAACUGAAUUAUUAUUAAUUAUUUCAAUUAACUAUUAUUAUUAUAAUUUUUUUUUUUUUUGUACUGAAUGAAACAUCCUAUUUUGUUAAGUUGUUUGUUAUGAAUUUUGAAAACUCAGUAUUCAAUUUGCAGUGAUGUAAUGCACAAUGCAGAAUAUGUUACAAGAAAUUAUUUAGGUGGUAUUCCUUAUUGUACUAUGUUUACUCAGUCAAUAAAUUGAAAAGAAGUUUUCCCAUA
Molecule: messenger RNA, 1986 nt
Organism: Myzus persicae (green peach aphid)
Lineage: Eukaryota; Metazoa; Arthropoda; Insecta; Hemiptera; Aphididae
Gene: eff
Product: ubiquitin-conjugating enzyme E2-17 kDa
Exons: 6
Coding region: 322-765 (147 amino acids)
Biological process (GO): protein polyubiquitination; ubiquitin-dependent protein catabolic process
Cellular component (GO): nucleus
Molecular function (GO): ubiquitin conjugating enzyme activity
Source: RefSeq, a predicted model, not a curated record